AUGGACGGGCCCAGGGAACUGUGCUUGGCGUGCACCAAGCCAGCCGCGAGCGCAUGCGCCCGUUGCCACUGCAGCAGAUACUGCUCGAAGACCUGCCAGGCGGCCGACCACCCGACCCACAAGCUUCUUUGCCGCACCUACUCAUCACUCAACCGGUCAAUUCGGCCCAGCCACGAGCACAAACUCGGCAUCCUCUUCCCACCAGACGACCGCAAGCCGACGCUCGUAUGGGUGCACUUCACGUGGCACGAGGACGACGAGGACUUCGACGACAGCUUCACCAGCCGGUUCCAGAUGGCGGACAGCGCGGCGCAUCUGGGCGAGCACGGGGCCGAGAGCCAGAUCCAGUACAAUGCGGUGCUGCAGCGCGAACUCCCCAACACCAUCCGCAUCGCGUAUCGAGACGCCUUCCUCAAAGACGGGUCGCAGCCCAACCUCGCCAUCCAGUCGCUCCCGGUCCCGCGCGGCAACAUGUUCGACUGGCGAGGCCCAAUCCUGGCGUACGGCAUGCAUGGGCUCGGAGUGGACCAGACGGUGAGCCGCGAUCUCGACCUCAACGACCUGCGCCACCUCGCCGACUUCUUCGUCACAUACAGCAACGGCGCGGCGGUCGACGGAGACGCCCGCGCCGACGGCGACAGCAAGAAGGUCAAGGGCGUGAAGAUCAGCUGCCAAGGCGACCAGGACGCGUUCGGGCUGCCGCCCUUCCUGGAGGUCGAGGUGCCGGCGACGCACGCCAUCUUCGCGGGCGGCGACCACGACGCCUCGGAGCUCGCCGCCCGCGUCGGCAUCCCCGUCCUCACGCGCAAGUACCCGGCCAGCUCGGCGUGGACGACGACGACGACGACGACGACGACGACGACGACGCAGGAGCGAGAGACGGCCUCCAAGACCGGCAUGAGGCACCCGUUCGCCAACCAGGCGGCCACGUCGCUGCACCUCGCGUGCCGCGACGACGAGGGCGCGGGCAUGGCGUGGGGCUGGGCGCCGGCGGCGUGGCAGCACCAUGUGGGCAGCGUGCUGGCGGUGCGGGCGGACCGCAAGCCGCUGCACCCGCUGCACAUUGAGGCGCUGUGCCGCUUCUGCCAGUUCGAAAUGGCGCCCAUGUUCGAGCACUCGCUGGGCAUGUACGGCGGCGCGCGGUCCAAGCCGCUGAGGCGCGAGGCGGUCCUGGGCCACGCCACGCGGCCCUUCUUCGAGCUGUUCUGGAGCAAGAUGCUGGACCAGAAGCUCAAGGAGAGCGACGGCGCGGCGAGCAAGGUGUGGGACCCGUACGAAGAUGCCGAGGAGCACGAGCGCGAGAUGGAGGCCCUCUUUGCGAGCCUGGGGUUUCAUGCGCCGGGAAGCGAUGGCGACUGA
Diplodia corticola is the source of this 1359-nucleotide messenger RNA. Its product is annotated as zinc finger mynd-type protein. Bases 1 to 1359 code for a protein of 452 amino acids. NCBI's taxonomy places the organism in Eukaryota, Fungi, Ascomycota, Dothideomycetes, Botryosphaeriales, Botryosphaeriaceae. The transcript has a single exon. The record is from RefSeq and is a predicted model, not a curated record.